CCGGAUGCUGGUAUGAUAAAUGGCAAUGAUCAGGACGGUGGUAUGGGGUAGAGCAGUGAUCAGAACGUUAUAAUGAAGUAUGGCAGUGAUCAGGAUGCUGGUAUGGCGUAUGGUGGUGAUCAGGACGCUGAUAUUGGGCAUAGCAGUGAUCAGGACGAUGGUAUGCCAUAGUGGGUGAUCAUGACACUGGUAUGGGCUAUGGCAAUGAUCAGGAUGCUGGUAUGAGAUAUGGCAGUGAUCAGGAUGCUGUUAUGGUGUAUGGGGUGAUCAGGAUGCUGGUAUGGUGUAUGGGUUUAUCAGGAUGCUGGUAUGGUGUAUGGGGUGAUCAGGAUGCUGGUAUGGUGUAUGGGUUGAUCAGGAUGCUGGUAUGGGGUUAUGGCGGUGAUCAGGAUGCUGGUAUGGGGUAUGGCGGUGAUCAGGAUGCUGGUAUGAGGUAUGGCAAUGAUCAGGAUGCUGGUAUGAGAUAUGGCAGUGAUCAGGAUGCUGGUAUGGUGUAUGGGGUGAUCAGGAUGCUGGUAUGGGGUAUGGCAGUGAUCAGGACGCUGGUAUGGUGUGCGUUGGUG
This is a messenger RNA of Staurois parvus, 563 nucleotides long. Lineage: Eukaryota; Metazoa; Chordata; Amphibia; Anura; Ranidae. The record is from the annotation of a GenBank genome assembly.